Messenger RNA from Fusarium poae, 1014 nucleotides. RefSeq lists its product as uncharacterized. The record is from RefSeq and is a predicted model, not a curated record. Bases 1 to 1014 code for a protein of 337 amino acids. Lineage: Eukaryota; Fungi; Ascomycota; Sordariomycetes; Hypocreales; Nectriaceae. The transcript has 5 exons.
AUGGACCAUGCUACUGCAUUAAUAAUCGUACAAGCUACACUCGUCAUACUCUCUCUAUGCGUUCUCAUCCUCCGAUACUGGACGCGACUCUGCUUUGAAAGAAGAAAACUUACUACGUCCGACUAUUUCGCAGGGAUAGGAUGGCUAUUUGCUGUGGGAUGGUUUGUGUCGUCGGCAAUUGCUACGGAUAUAAUACACAACAAUAAUGCCACGAACGAAGAAGGCUUGGUCCAAGAUGUCAAAUACCUCAAGACCGUUUUCAUUGCCGAAUAUUGUUUCGAUAUUGGAAUAUACUGGCCCAAACUUUCAAUCACGGCCUUUUACUGGCAUCUAAUACCCGAUGUCUUUCGACCCUUGAGGAUAGGAUUGCACGCGAUCACGACAUACCUGGUCUGCUGUAUGGCGGUCGCGUUCCUUUUGAACACGCUAAUUGCAGGAAACAUUUCAAACAAUUGGUCAAUUGAAAACCAACUGCUUUCAGCGUGGAACUCACUCCCAAACUUCAUUACACAGUGGUGUAUGAACUUCUCAACUGAUCUACUACUCUUUUGUUUCCCAUUCUUCAUUCUCAAUCAUUUGAAACUCCGCAAAGAACAGAAACUCGGUCUGAUUGGAGUCUUUUCUCUCGGUGCAAUCACCCUAACAGUCAGCCUUACCCGCUUCAUUAUGAGCUGCGUAGCUAGCUAUCAGCUUGAUGAUGCAUCCGGCAAUACGUUAUGCACAGCUGAGAUGACGACGGCCGUGAUUAUCGUUUGUCUUCCAGGCUUGAAGAAGCUUAUCAAGCGGUCAAAACUGCCUACAAAAACAGAUAAUUCAUAUCAAUCUAGCUCAGGGAUCGCAACUGUGAGUAGUGCACCACUCAAGUCGCAGCAAACACAGAGUUAUGCGGAAUGGGGUAUGAAGGACAGUGAUAUUGAACUGGUUCCUGAAGGCGAGGAGUAUCUUCGUAUGCCAGAUCUAGUCUUGUUACGUAGCCCAAAAGAGCCGGAGAAGGACCAAUUUCAGGAUGCGUAG